Molecule: messenger RNA, 2725 nt
Organism: Vitis riparia (riverbank grape)
Lineage: Eukaryota; Viridiplantae; Streptophyta; Magnoliopsida; Vitales; Vitaceae
Exons: 6
Coding region: 407-2593 (728 amino acids)
Source: RefSeq, a predicted model, not a curated record
CCAUUCAUUCAACCCGAAAGAAAGGCGUAAACUUUCAAUUUUACCCAAUUCUGAUUUCUCUCUGUUGUCUUGAGACUCCAAAACAGACCCUCCAACUGAUUAAUCUUUCUCCACAUCUAUCUCAUAACGGUUCUCAGAAUUCCUAGGCUCUAAGCAACCGAAGGAUUAGCUCAAGCUCAAGUAGAUGACAUGUUAUUUUCUAUCCUUAGUUUUCGUUCAAAAUUCCAUAUAAAUCUCUUCAAUUAGGUGGAGGGUCCUUUUUCUCGAGAAAUUCAAUGGAGGAAUGAGUUUCAUGAAGCGCUCCGUUUCCCCUGUUUUGCUUAGAACUGAAUUAAGAGAUUGGUGGGUUAUAUUGAUGUGAACCCCAUACAGGUUUCUCUACAAUUCCCAUUUUGGAUUGAUCCAAAUGGGUUCUGUUAAUCAGUUUUUGUAUCAGAAGAUGGUUCUCUUCGCCCAAUCUUUCUGGGUUUCUGUUUCUACCUACUUGCUUCCUCUGUUUUCUUUCAUCUUCAGAUACUUCUUCAGAUUUCAGGAAGAUGAUAAGUCUGGAACGAAGAAUUUGAAUUUGAAUUGGAAUGGUUCGGAGAACCCUCCUCAAGAAAUCAAACAAACUGAUCUGAAUUGCGCAGACCCAGACAAAACGGCAGAAACAGAAGAUGGAGAAGAAGCAGAGCUUGAUGCUGUCAAACUUGAGGAUUCGGAGGUUGAAGAAGAGACACCGAAGUCCUUUCUCAGUUUCAAGUUUCAAGCUUAUGAAGAGUUCGCCAAAACCCUUGGAGGGAAUGGCGAUCCUGUUAGCCCUGAAACCAUGAGCACCAACAAGCAUGAGUUCAUGCAUGGGAAGGAAGUCAGCUCUUUCAUGGAAGAGCCAGAGGCUGUGAGCUUCACUGUGAAAGAACUAUAUACAAAUUCCAAUGAUGGGUCUUCACAGGAAAACGAUUUCUCGCAACAGAACUCAGAAGCAGAGGCUGUUCAUGGAGAAGUUUCAGAGAUUUCUCUGAAACUAGAUCAGCUUUCUGAAAACGAACAGCCUCAUGUUUCUGAAAAGGAAGUUCAGUUUCUUUCUCCAGAGGACGUUUUGGCCUCAGAUUCUAAGUCCGAGGAGUCUACUAAUUGGAGCCCUGAUUUGUCUCAGUCAGUUGAUUCGAAUAGCAAUGAGUUUUUGUCUGAUAAAGAUUUUGAAGAGCUCGAUAAUUUGAUAGACAUAGGUGGGCAGCAAAUAGAUUUGAGGGAAUUGAUGAAGGGAGUUUUAGGCACAGAAGAUGAUGAUUUCCAUCAAGAACUUCAAAGACUGGAAGAAUCUGAACUGAAUGGUUCAGAUGCCUUGGCCUCAGGAAUGUUGUCUGAGGAAGAUUUUCAUGGAGAAAGGGUCAAUCCUGAAGAGGAAGAACAUGGUGGCCAGGCCGGUGGAAACAAGAAUAAUUUAGAUGAGACUGAAGAUUCAAACAGAUUGGAAACACUGUGGGAACACCAAGAAUUGAUCGAGCAGCUGAAGAUGGAACUGAGAAAGGUCAGAGCCACAGGCCUGCCCACAAUCCUUGAAGAAUCCGAGUCCCCAAAGAUGAUGGAAGACCUCAAGCCUUGGAAGAUCGACGACAAGAAGUUCCAACACGAAGAGCGAAUGGAUGAGCUCCACAAGAUAUACAAGCUUUACAGUGAGAGGAUGCGAAAAUUCGACAUCUUGAAUUACCAGAAGAUGUAUGCAAUAGGUUUUCUCCAGUCGAAGGACCCACUCCAAUCCAUUUCAGGCCAGAAAUCUUCAGUUCCGGCAUUCACGUCUCUUCUGUCCCAGAACUUUCGUCGCAAGAAGUCUGAAACCGACCCAAUGGUGAAGUUCAUUAAGGAGUUGCAUAGUGAUCUAGAGAUGGUUUAUGUGGGGCAGUUGUGUCUUUCAUGGGAGUUCCUCCAUUGGCAGUAUGAGAGAGCCCUUGAGCUCUGGGAAUCUGACCCUCGUGGGAUUCGUAGAUACAAUGAAGUUGCAGGAGAAUUCCAGCAGUUUCAAGUCCUGAUGCAGAGAUUCAUAGAGAAUGAACCAUUUCAAGGGCCUAGGGUCCAAAACUAUGUCAAAAAUCGCUGCGUUCUUCGCAAUCUUCUUCAAGUUCCUGUCAUGAGAGAGGACAGCUUGAAGGAGCAAAAAAGGGCCAAAAGAAAGGGACCAGACAAUGACACAAUCACAAGCGAUAUGCUAGUUGAGAUCAUGGAAGAAUCCAUCCGAAUCUUCUGGCGAUUUGUCAGAGCCGAUAAGCUCGAGUCCAAGGGGAGGAAGGGGACUCAUGUGGAACUCCAAAACCCAGAAGAAUCACAACUUUUCAUAGAGAUUCGAACAAGUCUUCAAAAGAAGGAGAAGAGGCUGAAAGAGAUACUGAGGAGUGGGAACUGCAUAUUGAAGAAGUUCCAAAAGCAUAGGGAGGAUGAUGGAGAUCAAGUGCUUUACUUCUUCUCUCAAGUGGACAUGAGGCUGGUGGCAAGGGUUCUAAGUAUGUCUAGAAUAACAUCAGAGCAGCUAGUUUGGUGUAGGAAUAAGCUGAACACUAUUAAUUUUGUAAGCAGAAGGAUACAUGUAGAGCCCUCAUUUUUCCUUUUUCCAUGUUGAUUAUUAGCUUAUAUUUAGGCAUAAGCAUAGUGACCUUUUAACACCUAUUUUCAUUUUACAUUAAUAUAAAGAGAUCAUUGUUAGGUGCAUGUGAUUGUUCAAUUGCUAUCUUGGCCUUGAUGUUUUUGCAAA